AUGUGUGAAAAUCAAUCACUACCAACAACUUUACCUUUCAUAGUUCGUUCUAUGAAAGAAUUAUUUGAAUAUAUUAAUGAAAAUAUUCUUGAUCCAUUUGAUUUCAACUCUUCAAUCAAUGGUUACGAUGAAAUAUUACAAGGUGACAGUCUGAAAAUUUAUACAAAUUUAAUAACAGUUGAAAACUUUCCUAGUGUCGUUUACAAAUCAUUUGAUGAUUCGAAUAGUGGUGGAGCAAUGCAUUCUCAAAGGAAUUUUCCUGGACAUGCAUUCGAUUCAAAAACAUCUGAUGAUCCUGAAUCACUUUCAAUAGGUAAAACUUCAUCACCUUUAAAUGAAAAUAAUGCUGAUGCAGGAUGUUUUAAUGACGACGAAUGGAUUAUUGAAGAUUCUGCAUCAUUGAAAAUGAGACCUCCAAAAUUAUGUGAAUUUCUUCAUCUACUUCUUAAUAAUCCACGUUAUGCUUCAUAUACAUCUUGGGUAAAUAACAAUGAAGAUUUAUUUAAAAUUCAUAAUCCAGCGAAAGUUGCUAGCCUUUGGAGAAAAAUAAAAUUACGACGAACCCAUAGACCAAUGGAUUAUGAGACUUUUUCACGUGGUAUUCGAUAUUAUUAUAAAUCUGGAUUAAUGAUUAAAACACAUAGAAGACAUACUUAUCGUUUUGCUUAA
Messenger RNA from Rotaria sp. Silwood2, 669 nucleotides. Lineage: Eukaryota; Metazoa; Rotifera; Eurotatoria; Philodinida; Philodinidae. The record is from the annotation of a GenBank genome assembly.